This is a messenger RNA of Dreissena polymorpha, 2087 nucleotides long. Its product is annotated as death domain-containing protein CRADD-like. The transcript has 3 exons. The record is from RefSeq and is a predicted model, not a curated record. The coding region runs from base 153 to 791 and encodes 212 amino acids. Gene Ontology annotation, biological process: signal transduction; regulation of apoptotic process. NCBI's taxonomy places the organism in Eukaryota, Metazoa, Mollusca, Bivalvia, Myida, Dreissenidae. Gene Ontology annotation, molecular function: protease binding; death domain binding.
UGUGUCAGAACUUCAAAAUAAUCGAUCAAAUAUAUGACAUUUUCUUUUUGGAAAACAACAACAACAUUACAGUGAACACUUCGGGAAAUCUUUCAAAUCCUUCAUUUUUGGCGAUAUUUGUAGGUAUUGAAAAAACAUUGAAAUUUGGCACAAUGAGGCCGGACCUACAGCAGAAAAUCACUAAAAACUAUCGAGCAAUAAAAAAGGAUAUUGAUGCUAAAGAUUUACUCGAUAUAUUUAUUGAGGAAAAUGUCUUUGACUUCAAAGAUAAAGACGAAAUAGAAGGAUGGAAUCCUAAUACUCAGGAAAAUAGAAAUAGUUGCUUUAUACAAAAAAUUCUGCAGAAAGGGGAUAAUGCAUACACAGUAUUCAUAGAUGCAUUGAAAGAACACGGGCUUCAACAUUUAGUGGACCUGCUUGAAAGUACCCGAGUGGAUCUACCAAAUCAAGGCGAUGCAGCAGAUCCAUACGCAUGGCUGCAGGAAAUCCCAGAAAGAAUUCGCCUUCGACGUCUAACAGAUCGCGACAUGAGCAGACUGGCGCAAGGGGUGGGCAAAGACUGGGAGCUAGCAGCCAUGGAGCUGGGACUGUCCAAGGUUGAGGUUGACCACUGUAAGAUGGAGAAUCCCACCCCAGUGAUGCAGAUGUACUCCGCCAUGCACAAAUGGCGCAACAGGAGGCCAGAGGAGGCUCACCUCACUAGAUGGAUUGAGGCCUUGAAAAAUUGUAGUUCUACUACAAUUGACACAGACACGAUGAAAAAGGUGGCGAGGCAAAUGUGUGAAUCUUAAUGCAUGUUGAAAAAACAUACUAGGAUUCAGUUUUUCAUAUAGUGUUGUAUUGAAAGUUAAAUUUUGUUUGACCAAUCAAAGGUCAGCGAGGAAUGCCAAGUCGUUAUGAAUAUGAAUUUUUUGUUAUGCCCCCGGAUCGAAUGAUUCGGGGUAUAUUGUUUUUGGCCUGUCUGUCUGUCUGUUAUUGUAUGUGUGUGUCGGUGUGUCUGUCACUUAAAACUUUAACCUUGGUCAUAACUUUUGCAAUAUUGAAGAUAGAAACUUGAUAUUUGGCAUGCAUGUGUAUCUCAUGGAGCUGCACAUUUUGUGUGUUGAAAGGUCAAGGUCAUCCUUCAAGGUCAUAGGUCAAAUAUAUGGCUUCAAAGCGGCGCAAUAGGGGGCAUUGUGUUUCUGACAAACACAUCUCUUGUUAAAAAAUGUUGACCCUAAAAUUUAUAUUUUUGACAGAUUUAUUUGCAACUGUGUCUGAAAAAUUGUUUCAAUAUAUUGACUAACAUCAUGGCCCUGCUCUGAACAGAGUUGUGUUUGGUAAAAGAAAAACACAGCCAAUAUGAAAGAAAAAGUUUGUUAGUGCCUCAGUUUUAAAACAUACAUCAUUACUUGUUAGAUAUAUCAUGAAUUGAGUUUUCAUAUGGAAUGUUACACCAAUAUUAUUUACUACUAUUUCAUCACUGUCUUUUUUACCAUUAUUGACAUUUUUUUCUGCAAAUUUCAGUUGUUUUAGGAUAAAGAAUGAGGCGAUGUUUUGUAUAUCUUUUGUUUGUUUAUAUUUGUAAUUUUUAUGAAAAUGUCAAACUUUGAAUUUUGAUUGUUAUGUUUGUUAUAUGCUCCUUUUAAAGGAUUUUCAUAGUUCAAGGUUUCAAAUGUAGAAAAACUUUCCUGUGCAGAUGAUGUUAAGGAUGAGGGGGCAAUAUUGCUAAGGUUCAGUAAUAUUGAAUACCACUUGUUAGGGCGAAACGACCAAGGGCGAAACCAUUCAGGGUGACUUAUGGCGAACAGGUUUUAGCAGUGAUAAUUUUAGAAAUCAAAAGUAUGAGUCCCAUGGACUCGUAGGUUUUAAAUCUUUGGGUCCCAGAGAAAAAGUAUGGGUCCCUUCUAUAUGCUGAAGAAAAACAGUGGAUCAGGGUAUUCCAACAUUUUAAUGACAUAACAUGGCUAUCUAGUCGCAAUUUAACAGGAAACUUUAAAAGGCAACUCAACAGUUUUAUGACUAGAUUAUUAUCAAGACUUAAACAGGCAAUUAAACAGGAAACUUUAGAGUCGGUAACGACAGAUAUGAACGGGUAGCAACAGAUU